UCCGCGCGGUCCCGCCUCCCCCGCCCCCAGCCUCCUGCGCCAGCGGUGUGUCACAGCCUGAGCCGCCGGAGCGACCCGAGGGAGGCUUCUUCUCGUCGGUCAACCCGAGCUAAUACCACCGCGGGGCUGAGGAGCCGCCUCACCACGUUUAAGCGGUGUACCGUGUGUCUCUCUGCAGCUGUCCCAGCCCUCCGCGUCCCAGCUCCCUGUCCCAGCUCCGUGUCCCAGCCCUCCGUCCUCAUGUCGGACUUCAAGCUCGGGAUCGUGCGGCUGGGCCGUGUGGCCGGGAAGACAAAAUACACACUGAUAGAUGAGCAAGAUAUUCCACUUGUGGAAAAUUAUGCUUUUGAGGCGCGCAUGGAAGUUGAUGCAGAUGGAAAUGGGGCCAAAAUCUUUGCAUAUGCUUUUGAUAUUGGCAAGGGUCGCUGGGCAGGAAGGCCACUGCAUGAGUUGCUUUGGGAGAAGCACCGAGGAGGCAUUGCACCUAGUUUUCAAGUCAUCCACAUCAAUUCUGUAACAGUGGACAACCGGUUAGACAACCUUCGACUAGUGCCAGUAGGAUGGACCCCCAAACCUGAGGAAAUUUCUAGCAAACAAAGAGAGCAGUCUCUUUACUGGCUAGCCAUCCAGCAAGUACCUGCUGACCCAGUGGAAGAACAAUAUUUGGAACUGAGCCGCACGCGCUACUACAACGCCAAUGGAGAAUUAGUGGAGGAAGAGGAAUGCUCCUGCACCUACUACGAAUGUCACUACCCUCCAUGUUCACUAAUUGAGAGGAGGCUCCGGGAAUUUAAUAUCUGUGGUCGCUGCCAGGUAGCCCGGUAUUGCGGCUCCCAGUGCCAGCAGAGGGACUGGCCCGCCCACAAGAAGCAGUGCCGUGAACGCAAGCGGGUUCUGGCCCUGGAGUCUGAGCCUGAGCGGUGAUCUACCGUUAUCCUCAUCUGGGACAUGGCGAGGAGAUAAAAUGGGUGGGAUGGGUAACACUUUAUGGGAUGUGAACCAAGAUGAAUUCAAAGAUGAGACUAAUGGUGGAAAGGCGUUGAUUUUCCAAGGACUCAAACGAUUUGGAAGGCAAAAAAAAAGACCUGUACCAUUUCCCAGAACUGAUCAAUCCUCAUAGCUUGUGUUUAUGUGGAUAAUGGGGAAACGGUAAAUUAUUUUUGUCUUCAUUAUUCUCGAGGGAAGGACCACUCUUGAGCUGUACUUGCUGCUAUGGGUUUUGUAAGCGAGGGGGACAAACAUCCUUGGACCACAGUUGGACAUAGACGCUUGUCAGUAUCGCCUCUAGGUGUGUAGACAUCCGUGCAAAUGGGGACCCAGGAGCUUUGGUACCUGUCAUUCUGCUGGCACAACCACAAAAUGGACCUUUCACUGUACUGCUUCCCCCUGACGUUUGAUACACAAAGCUGCUGUCAUGGUCACCUCAACCGCCUCACUGUCAAACUCCCCUCACAGCCAACUCUGAUUUCACUAGACAAAUCGCACUACCAGUAUUGAGUUGUGUCCGUAUGCGUGUUUGCUGCAUAUUUGUACUAAGAGAUGAAAAUGAUCAAAUUUAAGGCAGGGCAAUGUUUGACUUUUGCCUUCACAAGGGCCACGUGUCACUGUUUUAACUUAAUAUUUAAACAUUGAAUUUGAUUUAAAAUAUUUCACCUAUUCUAUAUAAUAAAGUAGCUGCCGAACACAGGCUUUAAA
This is a messenger RNA of Periophthalmus magnuspinnatus, 1695 nucleotides long. It is a transcript of the gene zmynd19, whose product is annotated as zinc finger, MYND-type containing 19. Bases 241 to 924 code for a protein of 227 amino acids. The transcript has 6 exons. The record is from RefSeq and is a predicted model, not a curated record. NCBI's taxonomy places the organism in Eukaryota, Metazoa, Chordata, Actinopteri, Gobiiformes, Gobiidae.